Molecule: messenger RNA, 507 nt
Organism: Cokeromyces recurvatus
Lineage: Eukaryota; Fungi; Mucoromycota; Mucoromycetes; Mucorales; Mucoraceae
Exons: 1
Coding region: 202-507 (101 amino acids)
Source: RefSeq, a predicted model, not a curated record
GUAAAUUAUUGUAUUUUUUCAGUAAAAUUGAGAAAGGCUCUGGAAUAAAAUGAUAAAUUUAAAGCCAGAUUUGAUAAAAUGUUUUCACUGAAAUUGAGAAAAGAGAGCUAAAUUGAUAACAGCCAAGAAAAAAAUCGAUAAAAGUUCAGAAAAAAAUUGAGAAGGUCUUCCUUUUAAAAUACUAAAAAAAACAUUAUAUUAAUGAACACCGAUUUUGAAAUGAAUAAAUUAAGCCUCCAACAAGAGGAAGAGGAACAAAUUACCGAGAUUUAUAUUAGCAUGAUGUCUAUGAUGAGAUCUAAAUGGGAAACCACUAUGCCUUCCUCAGAUGCUAUGGAUCUCGAUGAAGAAGUUAAUGAAGAACUAGGAGCUCUUGACUCAGAAGAGAAUAACUAUAACGCAGAUAAUAGUGAAGAUGAGAAUGAAAGUAACGAUAAACUAGCAAAGCCCACUGUUGAAGAAUUUGCUAAGAAACUUGCCAGCAACAAUACAAUAAAGAAAAUGUGA